Coccinella septempunctata (seven-spotted ladybird) is the source of this 512-nucleotide messenger RNA. Its product is annotated as putative acyl-CoA-binding protein. The record is from RefSeq and is a predicted model, not a curated record. The transcript has 4 exons. The coding region runs from base 148 to 417 and encodes 89 amino acids. Gene Ontology annotation, molecular function: fatty-acyl-CoA binding. Gene Ontology annotation, biological process: fatty acid metabolic process. Lineage: Eukaryota; Metazoa; Arthropoda; Insecta; Coleoptera; Coccinellidae.
GCCGCUGCCUCGUCAAUAAAAGUGGGAAGGAUAAGUUCGGAAUACCAGCAAAGCAACCGGCAAUUCCUGUCAACGAGCGGCCAAAGUAAAGGUCUCUUAACGUCUUCAAUUGUGAAAAUCGCUGCCAUUUCCCGCUGAACUAAAGUCAUGUCUGUAGACGCAAAAUUCAACACUGCCGUAGAGGAUGUCAGGAAAUUGAAGGCUAAGCCUUCUGACGAUGACCUUUUGGAGUUAUAUGCCUUAUUCAAACAAGCAACGGUAGGAGACGUCAACACCUCUCGACCUGGUAUGUUGGACCUCAAAGGAAAAGCCAAAUGGGACGCGUGGUCCAAGAAGAAGGGAACAAAUUCUGAGGCUGCCAAAGAGCAAUACAUCUCCAAGGUCACCUCUUUGAUUGAGUCCAUUGGUUUACAGUAAUUUCCGGAAGAUUUAUAUGCUUUAUAUCGAAACUUAAGCAUCACUUUAUGAGCAUUUCAUAGUUUUAUAAGAAAUAUAUUUGUUAUGUUGGUCUA